GGACGAGUAGCGGAGCGCACGGAGCAUGAACCCGGGAAUCAGCGCCUGAAAGCGGACACCGACACGCGGACGCUCCAUCGAUUCUCUCUGGAUCUGGCACGUCUCAAAACAAGCCAUCAUGAUUCCUGUGAUGGAGUUUCGUCAGUUCUCGGAGCAGCAGCCGGCGUUCCGGGUCCUGAAGCCGUGGUGGGACGUGUUCACGGAUUAUCUGUCAGUCAUCAUGCUCAUGAUCGGAGUGUUCGGCUGCACCCUGCAGGUCAUGCAGGACAAAAUCAUCUGCCUUCCUCGAAGAAUCACUUCAGAAAACACAAGCGAGGUGGAAGUGCUACAUUUGGAGUCUAAUAUUUCAACUGUGCUAAGAGAAAUGAAAGGCCUGAAAACUGAUCUCGACCUCCAACAAUACAGCUUCAUCAAUCAAAUGUGUUAUGAAAAGGCCCUGCACUGGUACGCCAAAUAUUUCCCAUAUUUGGUCCUCAUCCACACUGUCAUCUUUAUGGUGUGUAGCAAUUUCUGGUUCAAAUUUCCCGGAUCGAGCUCCAAAAUAGAGCAUUUCAUCUCAAUGCUCGGAAAGUGUUUUGAUUCACCGUGGACGACCCGAGCUUUGUCCGAAGUGUCCGGAGAAAACCCUGAAGAUAGCGAGAACCAAAAGAGCAGCAUUGCAAGAUCUAAUAUUGCGAUGUCGCCGGGAGAGGGCAGCCUGGAGAAGACCCAAUCUCUCCGCUCGAUACCUGAAAAGAUAGUAGUUGACAAAGCGGCUAGUGUGCUGGACAAAAAGGAGGGCGAACAAGCAAAAGCGCUCUUCGAAAAAGUCAAAAAAUUCCGAUUGCAUGUCGAAGAAGGUGAUAUUCUCUACCUCAUGUACGUGAGACAAACUGUUUUCAAAGUGAUCAAAUUCCUACUCAUCAUCGCGUACAACAGCACUCUUGUGAAUAAAGUCCAAAAUAAAAUCCGUUGCGAGGUUGAGAUUCAAGACAUGACUGGCUACAAGUUGUUCCAGUGCAAUCAUACGAUGGCGCACUUAUUUUCGAAGCUAUCCUAUUGCUAUCUGUGCCUUGUGGCCGUCUACGGAUUAACAAGUCUCUACACGUCUUACUGGUUGUUUUAUCGAUCUCUGAAAGAAUACUCCUUUGAAUACGUACGCCAAGAAACAGGGAUCAGUGACAUUCCGGACGUUAAAAAUGACUUUGCUUUUAUGCUGCACAUGAUUGACCAGUACGACCCGCUGUAUUCGAAAAGAUUUGCAGUUUUUCUUUCAGAAGUCAGCGAAAACAAAUUGAAACAGCUGAACUUGAACCACGAAUGGACUGCGGAGAAGCUACGGCAGAGACUUCAAACCAACGCCAAUAACAGGCUCGAACUUCAGCUGUUCAUGCUACCCGGUCUGCCUGACACCGUUUUUGAGUUGACAGAGUUGCAGUCGCUCAAACUGGAAAUCAUCAACAACGUCACGGUAUCGGCGUCAAUCUCGCAACUGGAAGAUCUUCAGGAGCUAUCUCUUUGCCAAUGCUCUUUAAAGAUGCACACGGCGGCCGUCUCCUUCCUCAAAGAGAACCUGAAAGUGUUACGCGUCAAGUUCGAUGACAGCAGAGAGUUUCCAAACUGGAUGUAUUGUCUGCGCAACUUGGAGGAACUUUACCUUACCGGACCUUUGAGCACGGACGCAUCAAAGAAUAUCAUCCUGGAGUCUUUGCGAGAAAUGAAAUGUCUCAAAAUCCUCUCCGUAAAAAGCAACUUGACCAAAAUACCCCAAUCGAUUGUUGAUGUUUCAAGCCAUUUGUUGAGGCUGUACUUGCACAAUGAUGGCACCAAGUUGGUCAUGCUCAAUAAUUUGAAGAAAAUGACAAACCUGACAGAGUUGGAAAUCGUGCGAUGCGAUCUAGAAAGGAUUCCACAUGCGAUAUUUAGCCUUACAAGUCUACAAGAGCUGGAUCUGAAAGAAAACAACCUUCGCUCCAUUGAAGAAAUCAUCAGUUUUCAACACCUACGUAAACUAACUUGCCUUAAACUUUGGUAUAACAGCAUCGCGUAUAUUCCAGAGCACAUCAAGAAGCUAAGUAGUCUCGAACGCCUCAACUUCAGCCAUAACAAGAUCGAGGUUUUGCCUUCGCACUUGUUCCUAUGCAACAAGCUCCGCUACCUGGAUGUGUCCAACAAUGACAUCCGAUUCAUUCCUCCAGAAGUCGGCGUGCUACAAAGUCUACAGUACUUCUCAGUCACGUGUAACAAAAUUGAAACUCUACCAGACGAACUGUUCUUUUGCAAGAAACUCAAAACGUUAAAGUUAGGGAAGAACUCUCUAUCAAUAUUAUCGCCAAAGAUUUCAUACCUAUCUGCGCUGACUUACCUGGAUUUAAAAGGGAACCAUUUUGAGAUGCUUCCACAGGACUUGGGGUACUGCCGGGCUUUGAAGCGAAGUGGACUCAUCGUGGAAGAGACUCUUUUUGAAACUUUGCCUUCAGAUAUUAGGGACCAAAUGAAGGCGGAGGAAGGAAUGUUUACCCUCACAGAAGUCGCCUCUCUGAACGACAUCCAGCCGACGUACCGCAUCCUCAAACCAUGGUGGGACGUUUUCAUGGACUACCUGGGCAUCGUCAUGCUCAUGUUAGCCAUCUUCUCCGGGACCAUGCAGAUCACCAAGGACCAGGUGGUUUGUCUUCCGGUUCUCGAGCCAAACCCAGAGGAGUCCGGAGGUGUUAUCAGACCCGAGCCCACCGAAAGCAACACCGGAUUUUGGAACCGUGAGAACGCAAUGGGUGAACAGGCAGCCCCCCUCAUCGCUAGGAGACUUCCGAGAGCCGUAGAUCACCAAGAAUACGUGGGACAGCCCAAUCCAACCGGCGUACGAACCAAGUUGGAUUUCCAGCAAUACGUUUUCGUCAACCAGAUGUGUUACCAUGUUGCGCUUCCGUGGUAUUCUAAGUAUUUUCCAUACCUCGCUCUUAUCCACACCAUCAUUUUAAUGGUUAGCAGCAAUUUCUGGUUCAAAUACCCCAAAACGAGUUCCAAAGUCGAGCAUUUUGUCUCUAUUCUUGGAAAAUGUUUUGAAUCUCCAUGGACGACGAAAGCGUUAUCUGAAACCGCCUGUGAGGAUUCGGAGGAAAACAAGCAAAGGUUAGCGGGUGCGUCAACUUUACUCAAACAUUUAUCAACCAGCAGUGAAGAGGGGAGUCCGAACCAAAGGCCGGUGCUGACCAAAUCCGGUGUCACGUUUUCGGUCGAGAAGCUAGUUAGCGAAAUCCCAUCCAUGACCAUUUUGGACAAGAAGGACGGCGAGCAAGCGAAGGCGUUGUUCGAAAAAGUACGCAAGUUUCGCGCGCACGUUGAGGACAGUGACUUGAUUUAUAGAUUGUACGCCAUUCAAACAGUCAUCAAAACGGUUAAAUUUAUCCUCAUUCUAUGCUACACCAUGACGUUUGUCGCAUCCAUUGACUUCGAUCACGUGUGCGAGCCUGAAAUCAAACACCUCACUGGGUACGCUAAGUUCCAGUGCACACACAACAUGGCGUUCAUGUUGAAGAAGCUACUUGUAAGCUACAUAGCAAUAAUAUGCGUUUACGGAGUCAUAUGCAUAUACACGCUUUUCUGGCUUUUCCGUCGGCCGCUUAAAGAGUAUUCGUUUGAGAAAGUUCGAGAAGAAAGCAGUUUUAGCGAUAUCCCCGAUGUUAAGAAUGACUUUGCGUUUCUACUUCACAUGGUCGACCAGUAUGACCAGUUGUACUCGAAGCGAUUUGGGGUGUUCUUGUCCGAAGUGAGUGAAAAUAAACUUCGAGAGAUCAGUUUGAACAAUGAAUGGACUUUUGAGAAAUUAAGGCAACACGUGACCCGCAAUCCCCAAGACAAGCUAGAACUUCAUCUUUUCAUGCUAUCAGGAGUGCCGGACGCUGUUUUCGAUUUGACCGAUCUGGAGAUACUAAAACUAGAACUUAUCCCAGAAGCGAGGAUAACUGCAAAAAUUUCACAAAUGGUUAAUCUACAAGAGCUGCAUUUCUACCAUUGCCCAGCGAAAGUCGAGCAAACCGCUUUCAUUUUCCUACGAGACCACCUCCGAUGCCUUCACGUCAAAUUUACAGAUGUUGCAGAGAUCCCGAGCUGGUUGUACAUGCUGAAGAAUUUAAGAGAACUGUACUUAGUUGGGAACUUGAACUCGGAAAACAACAAAUUGAUCGGACUUGAAUCUUUGCGCGAUCUAAGGCAUUUGAAAAUCCUUCAUCUUAAAAGCAACCUGACAAAAAUCCCGACCAACAUCACGGAUCUGUCGCCACAUCUGCUGAAGUUGGUGGUCCACAAUGACGGCACGAAACUGCUCGUUCUGAACAGUUUGAAGAAAAUGAUUAAUCUUGCCGAACUGGAGCUACACAACUGUGAACUGGAGCGUAUCCCGCACGCCAUUUUCAGCCUGACCAACCUGCAAGAACUCGAUCUGAAAUCCAAUAACAUUCGCUCCAUUGAAGAAAUCAUCAGUUUUCAACACCUCAAAAGACUCACUUGUCUCAAACUAUGGCACAACAAAAUCAUUACCAUCCCCAUUUCCAUUAGCCACGUCAAAAAUCUGGAAUCGCUUUACCUCUCUCAUAACAAACUCGAAUCUAUCCCAGCUUCUUUAUUCAGUCUUCUCAAACUACGCUACCUGGAUCUCAGCCACAACACCAUAUCCUCAAUACCGUUAGAAGUUGGUUUUCUUCAAAACCUUCAACACUUCGCCAUCACCGCCAACAAAGUGGAAGUAAUCCCCAAGCAGCUCUUCAAGUGCGCCAAAUUACGGACGUUGUGCCUUGGGAACAAUUGCGUUUCCUUCAUUCCGGAGAAAAUUGGUCAGCUGACGCAACUCACGCACUUGGAGUUAAAAGGGAACUGUCUGGACCGUCUGCCGGCUCAGCUUGGACAGUGCAGCCUCCUCAGAAAGAGCUGUUUCAUUGUAGAAGACCACCUUUUCGAUUCACUCCCCAUAGAGGUGAAGGAGAGCGUUAACCAGGAGUCCAGUGUGGCUAUGGUCAAUGGCUGCAAGUGCUUCAGUGACAGUCGAUAGAUACAAACUGUGUGUGUUC
Boleophthalmus pectinirostris (great blue-spotted mudskipper) is the source of this 5045-nucleotide messenger RNA. It is a transcript of the gene lrrc8db, whose product is annotated as leucine rich repeat containing 8 VRAC subunit Db. The record is from RefSeq and is a predicted model, not a curated record. Lineage: Eukaryota; Metazoa; Chordata; Actinopteri; Gobiiformes; Gobiidae. Gene Ontology annotation, molecular function: protein binding.